This is a messenger RNA of Gossypium arboreum, 1908 nucleotides long. RefSeq names its product low affinity sulfate transporter 3-like. Gene Ontology annotation, cellular component: membrane. NCBI's taxonomy places the organism in Eukaryota, Viridiplantae, Streptophyta, Magnoliopsida, Malvales, Malvaceae. The record is from RefSeq and is a predicted model, not a curated record. Gene Ontology annotation, molecular function: secondary active sulfate transmembrane transporter activity. Gene Ontology annotation, biological process: transmembrane transport.
CAGCAGCAAGACCCGGAGGAUUCCGGUCGAACCGAGAGAGCUAAGUAGUUGAUUAAUUCACCGGAGCCUCCUUACUUAUGGCAAGAACUUGUUAGUGAUAUCAGAAAGAAUGUGUUUCCUCAUAGAGGAAACCAUUCCUUAGGUGCCAUGUCCUUCAAGCUAUUUCCAAUCCUCAGCUGGGGAAAGACUUAUACUGCUUCAAAGCUUAAAGAUGAUUUCAUGGCAGGUUUAACUCUUGCAAGCCUUAGCAUUCCUCAGAGUAUUAGAUAUGCUAAUAUAGCCAAACUUGAUCCACAAUAUGGCCUGUAUACAAGCGUGGUCCCACCUCUUAUUUAUGCAUUAAUGGGGAGUUCAAGAGAGAUAGCAAUUGGACCAGUGGCUGUUGUUUCAAUGCUGUUAUCUUCCAUGGUUCCAAACGUGGUGGAUCCUGUAGUUGACCCCAGUGGAUAUAGAAAGAUUGUUUUCACUGUGACUUUUUUUGCUGGGACUUUCCAAGCCAUAUUUGGAUUGUUUAGAUUGGGGUUCCUAGUGGAUUUCCUUUCACAUGCUGCAAUUGUUGGAUUCAUGGCGGGUGCAGCCAUUGUCAUAGGCCUUCAACAACUGAAGGGAUUAUUUGGAUUGAACCACUUCACUACUAAAAUAGACGUGGUAUCAGUCUUGGGAUCGGUUCUCAAAUCAGUUCCACAUGAAUGGCAUCCUCUAAAUUUCAGCCUAGGUUGUCUGUUUCUAGUAUUCCUCCUGGUUGCCAGGUCUAUAGGAAGAAGAAACAAAAAGAUGUUCUGGUUACCAGCAAUUGCUCCUCUUUUAUCAGUCAUAUUAUCUACACUGAUAGUAUAUCUUACAAAAGCUGAUGAACGUGGGGUGAAGAUAAUAAAACACUUAAAAGGAGGCCUAAAUCCAAGUUCACUCCAUCAAUUACAGCUUAACGGACCGCAUGUUGCACAAGCUGCCAAAAUUGGACUAAUUUCUGCUGUUGUUGCUCUCACUGAAGCCAUUGCAGUUGGUCAAUCAUUUGCUUCUAUCAAAGGAUACCAUUUGGAUGGGAACAAGGAAAUGAUGGCUAUGGGCUUCAUGAACGUAGCAGGGUCUUUUACUUCUUGCUAUGUAGCUACUGGUUCAUUUUCUAGGACUGCAGUGAAUUUCAGUGCAGGCUGCCAGACUGCAGUGUCAAACAUAGUAAUGGCCAUUACAGUGGUAGUAGCAUUGGAGUUGUUUACCAAGCUCUUUUAUUACACUCCCAUUUCCAUCCUUGCUUCCAUUAUCCUCUCUGCACUUCCUGGACUUAUUGACAUCAAUGAAGCUUACUAUAUCUGGAAAGUCGACAAAUUAGACUUCCUAGCUUGUCUUGUCGCCUUCUUCGGCAUCUUGUUCGUAUCGGUGGAAAUCGGUCUUCUAGAUGCUGUAACUAUCUCAUUUGCCAAGAUAUUUUUGAACUCGAUUCGACCAAGCGUUGAACAACUAGGAAGACUUCCUAGAACAGAUACCUUUUGUGAGGUUAAUCAGUAUCCCAUGGCUAUUGAAAAUGAAACUCCAGGACUGUUGGCACUUGGAAUAAAUUCUGGCUUACUUUGUUUUGCCAACGCCAAUUGCAUAAGAGAAAGAAUAAUGAGGCUCGUGACAGAAGAAGGUGGAACAAAAGAAACUGAAAAAGACACAGGGCAAAUCUUAAUCCUCGACAUGUCCAAUGUGAUGAACAUAGACACUUCUGGGAUUUUUGCACUUGAAGAACUUCACAACAAUCUGAUUUCACUAGGAAUAAAAUUGGCAAUGGUGAACCUAAGGUGGCAAGUGAUCCACAAGCUAAAAGUAGCAAAAUUUGUGGAGAAGAUUGGAAUAGAGUGGAUUUUCCUUACUGUUGGCGAAGCUGUGGAUGCAUGCCUUGCUUCUAAACUUGUUAGAAUUAAGUGA